CUGCCUCACAAUCUGCGAUCAUCGCAGUCGGAGCUUGAAUAUUCUCAGCUCCAUGCCACCACAGGCCUUCAAGGAUCUCGCCGCAGUCACGUAGUCUGUGGGUGUGUGUGUGUUUGUUUGUCGACGUCGCAAUUUUUCGUUAGCGGCUAUGGCAGCAAUUGUAGCUGCGCAGAGUGUGGCAGCUGGGGCCCUGUUGGGGAGCUCCAAGGGUUUUGGGUUGGCGAGCAGCAGCAGCCGCUUGGCAGGCGCACAAUUGGGCGUGAAGGGAGCUUCCAAUGGGAGUCGCGUCACUUGCCGGACCGCUUUCACGAUUCCCAAGAGUCGACAGGGGCUGCUCGAGGAGGUGGAGAGGCGAUGGGAGGCCGCUCUUGAGAGCCCCCUUGCUGGAGUGGAGUUUACCCACGAAGAAUUCGCUGAGGUUCUUUCGAAGUACGACUUCAGCUUUGAAAUCGGCGACAUGGUUAAGGGGGUGGUCUUCAAAUCAGACUACAAUGGAGCUCUCAUUGAUAUUGGGGCUAAGGCACCAGCUUACUUGCCCAUGGCAGAGGCCUGCAUUCACAAAUUGAGGAGCGUAGAGGAAGUUGGGCUUUAUCCUGGCACCGAAGAGGAAUUCGUCAUUGUCAAGGAUGAUGAUGACAAUGGCCGCAUGAUUUUGAGUUUGAGGAAGAUUCAACACGAAUUAUGCUGGGAGCGAUGCGCUCAGUUGUUGGCAGAUGACGUCGUCGUCAGAGGAACGAUUUUGUCAUCUAACUCUGGAGGAUUCGUUGUAGCCGUUGAGGGUCUGCGUGGUUUCGUUCCCUUUUCCCAGAUUUCAGCUAGGGGAGCCCAAUCCAAUCCUGAGGAACUACUGAACAAGGAGAUUCCCCUUAAGUUUCUUGAGGUGGACGAGGAGCGUACACGCCUCGUUCUCAGCAACAGAAAAGCCACCUUUGCAGAGAGUCAGUCUGCCUUCGGCAUUGGUUCAGUUGUUGUGGGAACUGUUCAAACUGUUAAGCCAUACGGAGCCUUUAUCGAUAUUGGAGGAGUCAGUGGUCUGCUGCACAUCAGUCAAAUCAGUCACGACCGCCUCACAAGUGUGGAGACUGUACUAUCACCUGGAGACAAGUUGAAGGUUAUGGUCUUGAGUCAGGACAAGGACAGAGGCCGAAUCAGUUUGUCCACCAAGAAGCUUGAGCCAACACCUGGUGACAUGUUGCGUAACCCACAAUUGGUUUAUGAGAAGGCUGAUGAGAUGGCUAAGACCUUCAGGCAAAGGGUUGCUCAAGCCGAGGCAGCUGCUAGGGCAGAAGAAUUGCGACUUCAGCAGUUUCAAGAGGUUGGAUUUGGUGUAGGAAACGAUUUCUCUACGGUCGCUGACGAUUUGGGUAUCGAUAACCUUGAAUCCUUGAAUGCAUCAGUCGAGGAAACAGCAGUUUAGAAUGACACUCAGAAUGACACUUAGCAGUCCAGCUCUGAUCAACACCCUGUGGCGUUUUUUUAAUGCCGUUUCUCCCCAUCAGGUAGCGUGUAUUCAUUUUUUCCCCCAAAUGCUUAGAAAAAGCAAUCAGUAAGGGUAGGUUUGAAGCACUGUCGUUGCCAGGAAGUUCGUAGUCUUUAUCUCUUUCCAUUUUGGACAUUUAUGCUAGGCAACAUUUGAUAUUGUGACGAGUUUUUCAACACCCAUGAAAGGCUUGAAAGGAAGCAUUUCUAUAUGACUCGUA
Physcomitrium patens is the source of this 1700-nucleotide messenger RNA. Its product is annotated as small ribosomal subunit protein bS1c. The record is from RefSeq and is a predicted model, not a curated record. Gene Ontology annotation, biological process: translation. NCBI's taxonomy places the organism in Eukaryota, Viridiplantae, Streptophyta, Bryopsida, Funariales, Funariaceae. Gene Ontology annotation, molecular function: mRNA binding; structural constituent of ribosome. Gene Ontology annotation, cellular component: chloroplast stroma.